GACCCAUACAUGAUUAAGUCUUUUGCCUAUAUAAACACCCUAUUGAAUUUUAGACAAGAUGGUAAAUGCAAAGCCUCUGGCCCAAGAUAGAAAAAGUUUCUGAUUAGCACACGUUCAGCGUUUUUGCACGUCAGGUAUAAAAACUGAACAAAUUUUCCUUGUUGUGUGAAUAUGGGAGGUGGUGGCCGAAGUUCUGUUGCUCCUAAGCAGAGAAAUUCUGGGGAAGAAGCCAAGAAACGUGUCCCACAUGGAAAGCCUCCGUUUAGUCUCAGCCAAGUGAAGAAGGCAAUUCCACCGCACUGUUUUCAGCGUUCUGUGAUUCGUUCAUUUUCCUAUGUCUUCUACGACCUUACCAUAGCCUCAUGUCUCGCCUACGUAGCAAUAAAUUACUUUUCUACCCUUCCCCACAACCUUUUCCUCUUGUCAUGGCCCCUUUAUUGGGCCAUGCAAGGUUGCGUCCUAACCGGAGUUUGGGUCAUUGCACACGAGUGUGGCCAUCAUGCUUUCAGCGAUUACCAAUGGCUCGAUGACUUAGUGGGUCUCGUUCUCCAUUCAUUUCUUCUUGUUCCUUAUUUUUCGUGGAAAUAUAGUCACCGUCGUCACCACUCCAACACGGGUUCCCUUGAGCGAGAUGAAGUGUUUGUGCCAAAGAGAAAAUCUGCAUUGAGUUGGUACUCUAAGUACCUUAACAACCCACUAGGGAGAGUUCUCACACUUGCUGUUACUCUAACUCUUGGAUGGCCUCUCUACUUGGCUUUCAACGUUUCAGGAAGGCCUUAUGAGAGAUUUGCAUGCCACUAUGACCCUUAUGGCCCCAUUUACACGGAUCGUGAGAGGCUUCAAAUUUAUAUAUCCGAUGCUGGAAUUCUUGCUAUGUGUUAUGGGCUAUACAAGGCUGUGAUGUUGAAAGGCCUAGUUUGGGUUGUAUGUGUUUAUGGGGUGCCAUUGCUAGUGGUUAAUGGGUUUUUGGUGUUGAUCACUUUCUUGCAACACACUCACCCUGGGGUUCCUCACUAUGAUUCCUCUGAGUGGGACUGGUUUAGAGGUGCUUUGGCCACUGUGGACAGAGAUUAUGGGAUUUUGAAUAAGGUUUUGCAUAAUAUAACAGACACACAUGUGGCACACCACUUGUUUUCUACGAUGCCUCAUUACCAUGCUACGGAGGCCACCAAGGCUAUAAGGCCAAUUUUGGGAGAUUACUAUCACUUUGAUGGGACUCCCAUUUAUAAGGCAAUGUGGAGAGAGGCAAAGGAGUGCAUGUAUGUUGAGCCUGAUGAAGAGUCUAAGGCCAAAGGUGUUUACUGGUACAAAAAUAAGUUGUAAUAAUUAUUAGGGCUUUGAGAGUUUAAGUUGCUUAUGUACCUCUAGUAUGUCUUUAUGGUGCAUCUUCUGAGUAACUUUGUAAUCUGGUAAUAUUGGUGGUACGUAGAAAAGGACGAUGCACACCUAUGCUACUUUUGCACGGUGGUUUGCAAUUAGGGCUUUCACUUAAUGGUUGAGAAGCUAAUUGUAGUCUAGUCAAGGGUUUAAUUUCAAUUAUAUAUACUAUAUAUAUUUAUGUGCCAAAAAGUGGAAAUUCAUUUUUGCUUUUCUUGUUUU
Cajanus cajan (pigeon pea) is the source of this 1599-nucleotide messenger RNA. RefSeq names its product omega-6 fatty acid desaturase, endoplasmic reticulum isozyme 2. The record is from RefSeq and is a predicted model, not a curated record. Lineage: Eukaryota; Viridiplantae; Streptophyta; Magnoliopsida; Fabales; Fabaceae. Gene Ontology annotation, molecular function: oxidoreductase activity, acting on paired donors, with oxidation of a pair of donors resulting in the reduction of molecular oxygen to two molecules of water. Gene Ontology annotation, biological process: lipid metabolic process.